AUGGCAGAAAAGGGGCUCUUCGCCGACGACCUCGUGUCUCCCACCGUCGCCUCUGCUCUCCCCGAAGGCUACAUCGUUCGCGCCCUCCGCCAAUCCGACUACAAUACCGGCUUUCUCGACUGCCUCCGUGUCCUGACCACCGUCGGUGAUAUCAGUGAGCCACAAUUCGCAGAACGCUACGAUUGGUUGUCCAAGAGCGACGGGUACUAUAUCCUUGUCAUAGAGGACACGAGCAGGAAAACCGUGGUCGGAACCGGUGCCUUGAUUGUCGAGCGCAAGUUUAUCCACAGCCUUGGUCUUGUGGGCCACAUCGAAGAUAUCGCUGUGGCAAAGGACCAGCAGGGCAAGAAGCUCGGUCUGCGCAUUAUCCAGGCCCUCGACUUCAUUGCCGAGAAGGUCGGCUGCUACAAGAGCAUCUUGGACUGUAGCGAGGCCAACGAGGGCUUCUACGUCAAGUGUGGCUUUAGGAGAGCCGGCCUAGAGAUGGCCCACUACUACGAGGGAGACAAGAGUAAGGCCCAGUAG
Colletotrichum higginsianum IMI 349063 is the source of this 525-nucleotide messenger RNA. Its product is annotated as Acetyltransferase. Bases 1 to 525 code for a protein of 174 amino acids. Lineage: Eukaryota; Fungi; Ascomycota; Sordariomycetes; Glomerellales; Glomerellaceae. The record is from RefSeq and is a predicted model, not a curated record. Gene Ontology annotation, cellular component: endoplasmic reticulum-Golgi intermediate compartment; Golgi apparatus; endoplasmic reticulum. The transcript has 2 exons. Gene Ontology annotation, biological process: UDP-N-acetylglucosamine biosynthetic process. Gene Ontology annotation, molecular function: monosaccharide binding; glucosamine 6-phosphate N-acetyltransferase activity.